AUGAUCUCUUCUACAGUACACCAAAUGGCCAAACUUGACCAUCACACCUAUGAGUUUGUCAGACAUCCCAUUCCAAAACUAGGGCCAUUAAUAUGGAGUUGCCCCUCUUUGUGGCUAUAAUGUCCUCCACUCUUCUGGCCAGCAGACUUUACAGAAUUUUGGAGCAUGUCUCUGUGGAUAUGGGCUCAUUCAGAUGUUGGACAAGAAGGUCUGUCUCAUCGAGGUGUUCAGUGGGGUUGAGGUCAGGGAUCUGUGCAGGCCACAGUUGUGUAAAAUAUGUUUGUAUCCUGUAGCAUUAACAUUCCCCCUUCACUAGAACUAAGGGCCCAAACCCUGAAAAACAGCCCCAGGCCAUUAUCUCCUCUCCACCACACUUAACUGUAUGAACGUUGCAUUCUCCUGGUGUUCUCCUGGUGUUCUGGCACCCACCAGACUGACAGAUAGUGAAGCGUGAUUCAUUGCUCCACAGUCCAAUGUCUGUGAUCUCAAUCAUUAACUCAAUCAACACCUGUACUCAAUCAUCAGCAGGGUGUCCACAUACUUUUGGCUAUAUAAUGUACGUUAAUUUUGCAGCUGAGUAAAGCAUGACUAGACCCAGAUCUUUUAAAUUUGAUAAAUAUCUGUUUAUGUGGUGUCCAGUUCUAUACAGUAAUGAACAUUUUCUUCUGGAAGUAUUAGCACCAUGUCCUCUUGGUUUCCCUUCUGUUUUUGCUGCCAUGUCUGUUGUCUUUUUGUCCCCCCCAGCCUGUCACUCACUCAUCCCAGCAUUCUCAGUACUCCUCAUUCACCCAGAACAUGCUCUUUUCCCUCAGCAACACAUCAUCAGACCCCAUGUCCACCUGUCAUUGUCCACCUGAUCCCUCCAGUCCAUCUCGGUUUUCUCGUCUCUUUAAGUUACCAUGUGAAAUCCAUUAUGGGAUUUGGAACACCGUUGGUGUUUGUUCCUGUGGUUUUGUAGGAUGGUGUAGAGGAAAAUAUACAUCUCCCAUAACUCUGUCAUUAUGCACAGAAGGGCUGGACAGCAAGUUUGGGGUUGAAUGAACAGUUUUGGUACAUGGCUCCCUUACCUGUAAAUACCUGCUUUCUGUUCCUGUGACCUAUAAAACCCAACACUGUCUCUACAUGUCUUAUGUUUAAGAUUUUAAAUAAAAAGUACUGUUUUGGAUGUGUUAACCCUUUACAGGUUUUUACCCAUGAAAUGUGCAUUCCCCAAAGAACAUGUGUGAGUUUUAUCUAACAGGAUAAAAAGGGUUUUAUUUAACAGGUUAAGGGUUGCAUUAAAGCAUUAAAACACAGUUACAGUUAGCUAGCUAGCCAGCUCAAGUAAAACUAUGGUUUAAAAAAACAAUCCUUUAUAAGAUUUUAAAUAAAAAGAAAGACUCUGGGGGCUUAAUGUAUUUGUUUAUCAUAUUCUGGAGGAAAUUUUACUUGAUUAUUUGAUAUAAAAUACCUCAGAAAUGUGUUUAUCAUGACCAAACCACUUUAUUUUGUUUCUGUGGUUACAGUGAUUGUGUUUAAAGCAUAUAUUUGGUCGCUAAAUAAAAUGACCUUAAUAAGACUACUUCAUUCAGCCUUUAUAAGUUUUUUCUGAGGUAAAAAGUUUUUCGUUUGUUUUACCUCAGCCCCUAGCCACUGUCCGUAGUUGCCAUGGAGAUGGUUAGUUAAAGUGCUAACGGUUUUUCUUCAUAUAUUUGCAGCUAAGCUAGCUGUGCUAACUAAUUUAAAAUAAUAAACGUUUUACCCAUAAUUUUGUUUUAAUGUGUAAUUUCAAAUCAUCGUUGUUCUUUCUACAGGGUUUAUGUAUGUAUUCAUGCUUGUGUAUUACAGAUUAUUUGUGUAUUGUGGUUUAUGUCUAGCUAGUUUUCAUGGGUCAACAAAGGCUUUUUUGUGUAACUUACUAACAGAAAAUUUUAUUAAAUAUGAACACGUUAUGUUUUAAAUUUAAUCCUAAUGAAUUGAUGUGUUAAACAAGAAUAAUGUACAGAGAACGGGAGCUAAUUUAUUGUUAGUAUCCACUGACAUUCUGUACCUCAGAUCAUAAGUAGAAAGCUUAUUCAUUCUGUUUAUUUUAAAUAUCACAGAGUAGAAUCACUUGGCCAGUGUGAUAUUGUGUAUUUUUAUAUAAUUUAUUUUUGGAUAUAAGAAAGUAAAUAAAUAAAUGAAAGGAAGUGGUCUGUCUCAGGGACUGCUCACACCUGACUGCAGCGCCAUAGUGCCUAGUGCAGUCUCCAGUGGUGGGCGUAGCUAAGAUCAUCUCUUCGGAAGUGGGCGUGGUAUGAAGCUCACCUGGCGCGGCAUUGGUCAUGGUUUCCCCGGAAGUAGGAGUGGCUUGCCUUUAGCUCUCGGUUUUGUGUGCACUUGUUGUACAGAUACCAGAGUGAAGAAAUUACAAAGAAAAUAUAAAUAAAUAAACAAACACUCUGUGAUAUUAUCUGCGUGCUCCAGAGAGUUUGUGAUUAAAUGGUGAGGAGAAAUGUCCUGGCUUUAAUGUGUCUGGAGGGAGUUUAAACUGAUGGUGAGGUGAAGAAGUGACGUAGAGAGAAAACAAAUGUGAGGAGCAGGUGGAGGAGAGCUGUGAGAGGUGAGCAGGAUGGAUGAGAGUGAUCAGCUCCGUAACAAGCUUAUCCUGGAUGAGUUGACGGCUGAUGGCAUCAGCAUCGAGGAUGUGCAGUACUUGGCUCUGAGGGAGGAACUGGAAUCUGAUGCUCGGGAUUUUGAAGCUCCUACAUGGAGUUUAACUGUAGAUCAGCAGUAUGUGAAGAAUUUCUCUAAAGAUGCUGUUAAAAGACAAGACGUCAUCCACGAGUUGAUCCAGACGGAAGUAAACCAUGUGCGGACGCUGAAGCUCAUGCUGUUUGUGUAUAUGCGUGAGCUCCGGGAUUCGCUGCUGAUGGACAAGUCUCAGCUCGAGCGUCUCUUCCCUUAUCUGGACCGUUUACUGCACGAACAUCAGAACUUCCUGCAGAGACUGAAACACCGCCGCAGAGAGAGUCUGGAGGAAGGAAGUGACAAAAACUACUGCAUCUCUAACAUAGGAGACAUCCUCAUCACUCAGUUUUCGGAGGAUUGCAGGAGCAGGCUGCAGGACAGUUACGGUGUUUUCUGCAGUCAUCACACCGAGGCAGUGAAUUUUUACAAAGAACAACUGCAGAACAAUAAAAAGUUUCAGAAUCUGAUACGAAGAAUCGGUCAGUUGUCGAUCGUGAGGAGGCUGGGUGUUCCGGAGGGGAUUCUGCUCAUCACCCAGCGCAUCACCAAAUACCCGGUCCUGGUGGAGCGCAUCAUUAAAAACACUGAAGAGGGCACACAGGAGCAUAAAGAUCUUGUAAAUGCUCAGGAGCGCAUCAAAGACACGAUCUCCACUGUGGACACGCAGGUCCAUCAGUAUGAGCAGCUGCGGGAGAUUGCCGCUCAACUUGAACCCAAAUCCUACGGCACGACGAGCAACGGCAAGAUUUUCCGCAGAGACAAUCUGCUUCAGAAGGACAGGAGGCUGCUGAGAGAGGGCGUACUGACCUGGAAACCCCAAAACAGGUCCAAAGCGUUGGACGUCAUCUUGGUUCUGCUGCCUGAUUUACUGCUGCUGCUACAGGACAAAGAUCAGAAAUAUGUAUUCGCUCAUCUGGAUGGGAAGCCUUCUGUUCUUCCCCUGCAGAAGCUGAUUGUGAGGGAUGCAGCUCACAGUGACAAGGUGAUGUAUCUGAUCUCAGCGUCUGAUGUAAAAGCCGAUCUGUACGAGUUCCACGCCUCAACAGCUGAAGAACGAAGCAGCUGGAGACAGCAGAUAUGGGAAACUAUUGAGAAAUGUCCACAUGUGGAGGAAGAGCUCAUGGAGAAUGAUGACGUUUUUAGUGAUAAACUCCGAGAAGCUCACGACCUGCUGUGUGAGAAAGAUGCUCAGAUCGAGGAGAUCCUCAGGCAGAAGCUGCAAAUUUUUUCCAACCUGUCAGAGGUUCCCAUGGAGAACCCCACUACAGCAAGACGCCUGCUGCUGCAAGGUUCUGCUCCUGAGCUCCAGCAGGGGGAGCUGUUAAUUAACAAGGCCAUCAUACAUGCUGAGGCUUUACAGAUGCAGCUGAUGGAUGGAGAGAUGAACUUUAUUCCUCUGUCUGGAGUGAGUGAUGUUGAGCUGCGCAGAAAAUCACUAACUCUGCCUGCAUACAACAGAAUGAAAAAAAGUGCUGAUGGAUUUCGGUCCAGAGAUCAGAGACCGAACUCAGAUCCUCAUCUCAGAGACCUUUACCUUGAGCCCCUGGAGUUAUCUGCUGAUGAUGAAGACUGCUCCACUUUUCCUCCUCCAGCACACGCCUUCAGAGCUGAGUGGAUUGAGGCUGCAGAUAAACUGAUACGGACGCUGUACAGUCUGAAGGCGCUGGUGUCUCAGCAGGACAGCGAGUUGGAGGUUCUGCGUGCAGUUCAGUUGGAGCAUGAGCGUUCGUCCCGUCAGCGUUACAGCUCCAUCCAGGAUCAGGAGCGACAGCGGCACCUGGAGAAGCAGCGUGAGGAGCUCCUCCACCUGCAGAAGGUCCAUACGCAGCAGCGACAGGAGCAGGAGGAGUGGGCUCGCGAGCGUCAGCGCCAUCUGCUGGAGAUGCACAGGCGCGAGCAGGAGCUGAGCCGGCGCAUGGACGAGUACACCAACAAGGAGGCGUGGCUCUGUGCCGAGAGGGACGUCCUGCACCGCAGCCGGGAGGAGUACCAGCAGGACCUGGAGCGUCUGAGGGACAGCACUCGCAUUGUGGAGAAGGAGAAGGAGAAACUGGAGCAGGAUAUCGAGAGAUUCAGAAAACACAAGAACCUCACCAAUCUGGGCGGAGCCUCACACCUGGGCGGAGCCUCACAUCUGGGCAGAGCCUCACAUCUGGACAGCGCACAAGUACCAAAACUGGUUGUUCCAUAUUCAUCAGCUGACGAUAGGCUUGGCAGAUCUCUGGUGCAGCCCGGUCUGCCUCAGGAGCGCCCUCCAGUGGUCCCUCCUCGCAAAGAGAGCAUGAGUGUCUCGGCGAGCGUCAAAGCAGAUGUUCCCAUCCAGCUGCUGAGCACCACCAACGAGGCGCUAAAGUCCAGCAGCAUCCAGCAGCAAAUCCCAACUAAACUAGCCAUAAGCAGCGGGAAGGAGAAGAACAAGAGCAAGAACAUACAUCAUCGCAACAACAGCGCAGCCUCGAUAGAAGUUUCUGAAGUUUUUCCUAUUAAAGUGUCGGGAAAAGAAACAGGAAGUUUACGAGCAACGAAAACCACGAACCCCCACAAAUUCACUGCAGACGUUUAUCAGGAACACACUGUGAACUCGAAGCUUCCACAUUCAGCAGGAACUCGCCGAAGAUCCGCUCAGCCACAGAACCAGCAGGGAACCGCGUACAGCAACCAGGAGGACAUUCUCUUCUUUUAGUUCUUCACCGUCCAUCGUCUCUGAACCUUCACACACGACCGCUUUAAAACAACGACAACUACACACUGAAUAGAGUUUCUGUGGCUUUAAACAGAGACAGUGAAUUUUACACACCUUUAUACACAGCUGUGAGUUUUAAAAGCUGGAGAAGGAAAUGAUUUGAAUGUUUUUAAUGUUUUAUGCCCACUGUUGUUUUACAGCACUUUCUGUAAGGAAAAAAAAGUAAAUUUAUCCACAAACACAAGAAAAGUUUCAGAUCAGAUCAGUGCUGUUUCUGUAAAUAUCUGUAGAAUUUUGUGAAUAUCGUGACUCAAGUUCAGGGAAUUUAAACUUUAGAAAAUUUUUAUUUAGUAAAAAAAAAAAAAUGCUGUUAGAGGAAAAAAAUUAGCAACGUUAGCAGUUUUCAUGUUCUGUUCCUGUUCAGACUGUUAUGUUUCAGGGCUGAAAAAAUCCGAUCUGAAGAUCCAAGCUGAAGAAUUUGUACUUUUAUUAUUAUUAUUAUUUUUAAUGAUAUUUAAUGAUAUUUUCUGUUACUAAAACACCCCGAGACUUUUAAUCUUAUGUUUCAAAAAGUGCCUGCUGGAUCGAGAUGUCGUGCACCAAGGGUUUAGUAAUGACUUUUUAUUCUUUCUUUUUUACUUUUGGGGGAAAAAAUGUGACAUUUUCAAAACCAAAAACAUCUGAGUCUGAAAAAUAAAAAAGGAGAAAUUUAUCAUGUUA
Messenger RNA from Ictalurus furcatus (blue catfish), 6112 nucleotides. It is a transcript of the gene arhgef18a, whose product is annotated as rho/rac guanine nucleotide exchange factor (GEF) 18a. The coding region runs from base 2591 to 5392 and encodes 933 amino acids. Gene Ontology annotation, cellular component: plasma membrane. The record is from RefSeq and is a predicted model, not a curated record. The transcript is spliced from 20 exons. Gene Ontology annotation, biological process: regulation of Rho protein signal transduction. Gene Ontology annotation, molecular function: guanyl-nucleotide exchange factor activity. NCBI's taxonomy places the organism in Eukaryota, Metazoa, Chordata, Actinopteri, Siluriformes, Ictaluridae.